Molecule: messenger RNA, 2214 nt
Organism: Saccharomycopsis crataegensis
Lineage: Eukaryota; Fungi; Ascomycota; Saccharomycetes; Ascoideales; Saccharomycopsidaceae
Gene: CDC7
Product: serine/threonine protein kinase CDC7
Exons: 1
Coding region: 1-2214 (737 amino acids)
Biological process (GO): protein phosphorylation; mitotic DNA damage checkpoint signaling
Cellular component (GO): nucleus
Molecular function (GO): protein serine/threonine kinase activity; ATP binding
Source: RefSeq, a predicted model, not a curated record
AUGAUGUUGACGACCAGUGAUUGCUUUGAGGUCGAUUUAAACCAGACCCCAAAGACCCCCACUAAAUCACGAAUACCCCCAGCACACCACCACAAUAAACACCACCACAAUGAAUACCAGGUGUCUCCCAGUAGCACCAUUAAGUCUGCAAAACGUCGAAAACCCCUUAAUGAACAGGACUUUGGAAGUAUCAAGCGGUUUCUUAAAGUCCCAUCGCGUAGCAAGGUGUCCAAACCAUCCUCGCUGCGGAAAUCUCCUUCUAAAACCAACCUGCCUAGUCCCCAAAAGAAGUUGGUAUUGAAGAUCAGGCUCCGGAAUACUAAUAGUAAAAAACCAUCGUCAUCAAAAAAGACAUCGCCACUUAAGUCUGGAACCUAUCAAGAUAAUUCUUCUCCUUCAAAAGGGCGUCGUACUGCUGCUCAUGGGCCCUCAGUUGACAUUCAAUCGAAAGAAAGACGGGAGAUCACUGUGAACCCUUCACAAAAACCGCCAGAUGAUGAUGGCAUAAUACAGACCGCCAAUCUCCUGAUAAAACCAGAUUCAAAAAGUGCAACCACGGGAAAUAUUAAUAAUUAUGUAUCCCCAGUUGUGAAUAAAAAUGAACAGCUGCGCGGGGAUACUAAAAAAGAUGAUGUUGAAUAUGUAUCUUCAUACAGAAAUUUGAGCAAAAUCACUGGAUAUACAGAACCUACUUUUGGGAUCCAAGACGUAAUUCCGAAAGAAGAGACGAAAUUACGGCGCAGCAAAACAGAUAAUCAACAGGUUGAAACAAAGAUAUCAUCAAAUACUUUGAAAGUCCAACCAUCGCAAGAAGACCAGGCUCAACAAUCACCAAAUCACACAAAUUUACCAGUUCAGAAGCUACAAGAAUUACAAACAGAACCAGUCCAAGAACAACUAGCACAAAAUCGAAAACCGUUGCAAGAAAAUUCCAAGUCUAAACAAGAAGAAUGCGAAAUGGCUCUCAGGAUUGAGGAUGAAGAAAUUAUGGAGCUUCAAAAUAAGUUUCAUGUCAUUUCCAGAAGAUACAAGGUUCUUGAAAAAAUUGGAGAAGGGACAUUUUCAUCGGUUUACAAAGCUGAAGACUUGGUAGGAAUUUCCAAUAAAGUGAUCAAAAUCCAUCGACUGAAGCACGAUAUCACUUCGCGAAAGAAGUUCCCCCUUGUGGCCCUUAAAAAAAUCUAUGUCACCUCAUCACCUCAGCGGAUCUACAGUGAGCUUAAAUUCCUCUACAACCUUCUGGGUUGUCGGAACAUCAUUCCAAUAGUUGAUGCGGUGCGAUUCGAAGACCAAAUUGUUAUUGUAUUGCCGUACUGUGAACAUGCAGAUUAUCGGGAUUAUUAUCGUGAUUUACCAUUUAAUGGGAUAAAGAUUUAUAUGUACGAACUUUUGUCAGCCCUAUCAUUCAUUCAUGAUCGGGGAGUGAUCCAUCGAGACGUCAAACCUAACAAUUUCCUCUUUAAUCCCGCCACACGUCGUGGAGUGCUUGUGGACUUUGGUUUGGCGGAAAAAGUCCGCGAUCCUCAUGAGCACAAAUACACUUGUGCGUGUAUCAGCGGCGGGUUGUCUUUAUCAGAUUACACCGACAAUGAAGGUAAAGGAUACCCAAAAGAUGACGACCGUCCUGCGCGCCGGGCCAACCGUGCGGGAACCAGAGGGUUCAGGGCUCCAGAAGUGUUGCUCAAGUGUCCAAACCAAACCACCAAGAUUGAUAUAUGGUCAGCAGGGGUGAUUCUUUUAUCGUUGCUAGCUCGUCGUUUUCCAUUUUUCGACUCUAAUGAUGACGUCGAUGCGCUAGUGGAAUUGACGACGAUUUUCGGGGUUCAUUUAAUGAAGCAUUGUGCGGCGUUGCACGGGUUAGGGUUCGAAACAAAUCUACCCACCUUGAAUGACAAUUCGCGAAGUCUUAGCGAAAUUGUCUUUUACGCGUUGAAUAUAGAAAAAGAGGCCAAUACUUUCCCGGAAGAUAGUGUUGCCUUUGAUACAUUGAAUUGUCUUUCAGAUGAUGGAUCAGUCGAUGAUUCGGAAAUGGGGGUUAAACAUAAGGUUGGGUUCCAUUUAUUGAAAUGUCUAAUGGAGUUGAACUACAGUAAACGUUAUUCAGCAGAUGAGGCCUUACUGCAUAAGUUUUUCGAAGAGUUUGGAAGAGAAGGACGAGACGAAAAGGGGGAUGAUAUUCUGUAUCAAGAGAUUGAUGAUGUUGCUGAAACUUGA